Staurois parvus is the source of this 1000-nucleotide messenger RNA. The record is from the annotation of a GenBank genome assembly. Lineage: Eukaryota; Metazoa; Chordata; Amphibia; Anura; Ranidae.
AUGGGGGUCUUCCAAGCUACGGGGGAGGUGAAGGUGGACCCCGACAAGCCCCUUGAAGGCGUGAGACUGGCGGUUCUGCAGGCUCAGAAGACGUUGUUGGUUCCUACACACCUCGCCUCCGCACUGGCCUCUUCAACAGGAUCACCCUCCCCCUGGGGGCCACCAAAGAGGUUCUGAGGAUCUGCUCCACCUCACAGGGAGUGCGGGAUUACAGCGUCCCCCUGGGGCUGGACGAUGCAGUGCAGGUGAAUCUGGUGGUGGUGGGUUCCGUGGCAGUGUCAGAAAAAGGGUGGCGGAUCGGAAAAGGAGAGGGGUAUGCGGACAUGGAAUACGCCAUGAUGGUGGCUAUGGGGGCGGUGACGGAUCAGACCAUCAUAGUCACGGUUGUUCAUGACUGUCAGGUGCUCGAUUUCCUGGAGGAGCUGCUGGGUGACCAUGACCUGACAGUAGACUACAUCCUGACACCCACGCGGGUCAUAAAGACCGACUGCACUCGCCCCAAGCCAAAGGGGAUCAUAUGGUCCAAGAUAAGCCAUGAGAUGAUGAAGAAAAUUCCGAUCCUGAAGAAACUUUGGGACAAAGAACGGCGUUUAGGGAAGGAUGUGACGCUAAAAGAUGAACCGGAUUCUUCAAUGAAGAACACCGAUCAUACCUCCACCUCUCUACACAGCAAUAGAGAGGCUCUCCCUUCUCCUGUACGACCGAAGGCAGCACACCCACCGACCGCAGAGACAGAUCCACUGUCUACAUCGGCGAUAUCCCUUCCACUACACGGGUCAGCGAACUGAAGAGUAUACUGAGGAGCCGGAACGCCGUCCCCUUCCACCUCACCUGGCAGGGAGGCCAGCGCAGAGCCUUUCUGAACUACAGUGACCCCACCCAGGCGGCACUUGUGCUGGAAAAGCUGGAGGGAUUAAAUAUUGAGGGUCACCCUGUAAGGGUGGAAAUGGCUAGAGGUCAGCGGAGCAGAGGUGGCCUAGGUGAAGAGCAGAGGAAGUAA